GCGGAGAUAUUUUACAUUACCGAGCUUCUGGCUGAGGUGAAUCAAGAGUUGUCAGGUCAUGUUCAUGCUGGUGUACGGAAAGCUUGCGCAGAAUUAAAUAAUUAUAUGUUGCGGUUGUUGCCCUGUGUGGAUCUGGCUCUUGUUGGACUCUCGGAUUCAAUUUGCAUGAAUAUCGAUGCUGCGUUUGCGUUCAGCAACGAUUUAUCGGUUUAUGCGACUUCUGUUUGCGAGCAAUAA
Molecule: messenger RNA, 237 nt
Organism: Paramuricea clavata
Lineage: Eukaryota; Metazoa; Cnidaria; Anthozoa; Malacalcyonacea; Plexauridae
Source: the annotation of a GenBank genome assembly